This is a messenger RNA of Cryptomeria japonica (Japanese cedar), 1820 nucleotides long. RefSeq names its product oxoglutarate-dependent flavonoid 7-O-demethylase 1. Lineage: Eukaryota; Viridiplantae; Streptophyta; Pinopsida; Cupressales; Cupressaceae. The transcript has 4 exons. The record is from RefSeq and is a predicted model, not a curated record. The coding region runs from base 114 to 1103 and encodes 329 amino acids.
AUUUUGAAGUUUCCUUAAUUUUAACUUUUCUCUUAGUGCUGCUUUGAUCACAAAAAUAAUUCUUUUCUCAACUAGAAUUCUUUCUGCUCAACGUCUGUUGAAUAUUCACAGAAAUGGAUGCUCUUUUGAAGCAAUUGGAGAGACUACAGAGGCCAAUAGAUAUGGUCCAAACUUUCCAUGAUUGCCAAAUUAGAGAAGUCCCUGCUCGAUAUAUUCUUCCGUUUGAUCAAAGGCCAUCUCUUGCUCUCGAAGCUCCACAAUCUAUUCCUGUCAUUGAUUUAGCAGCUCACCGCUCAGAAAUAAUAACACAAGUGGCCCAAGCAGCCCAAGACUGGGGCUUCUUCCAGAUAAUAAACCACGGGAUAGAUCUUGCAUUGUUGGAGAGGGUUAAAGGUGUGUCACAAGAAUUUUUUGAUCUUCCUUUGGAAGAAAAAAGAAGACAGUGUCCAGUAAGGCCUGGUACUCAUUUGCUUGAAGGUUAUGGCCGCUUCUAUGACAUCUCGGAUGACACAGUCUUGGAUUGGGUUGAUGCCCUCGUUCAUUUUAUCUCUCCAUCCUCCGUCAAGGCAGUAGAACACUGGCCAAAAAGACCCCUCACAUACAGGAAAACCUAUGAAAAAUAUGGAGAAGAGGUACUUAAUCUUACAGAUAAAUUGCUGGGUUUUCUUUCUGAGGGCUUGGGGUUGGACUCUGAUUAUGUUCAAACCCUUAUCAAGGAACCCCUGCUUCAGCUCAGAACCAAUUAUUACCCUCCUUGCCCUCAGCCGGAUUUGGUGAAUGGACUUAGACCCCAUUCUGAUGGGGAUGUGCUCACUAUCCUGCUAGAUGACCAAGUUGUGGGUCUCCAAGUUCGGAAAGGAGUAGAAUGGUUUAACGUAUCCCCUGUUCCUGGAUCGCUUGUUGUCAACGUUGGUGAUUUCUUGGAGGUAGAUUCAGAACUGCAUACAGACUCAUCUUCUUAUCAACUAAUAGCUCUGCGGAGCUGGACUCUGCCUAGAGUGGAUAGCAAAAUACAAUGUAAACUAAACAGCUACGAAGGAGCAGAAGAUAACAAAAAGCAAUAUUUCCAAACUACCCACAAAGCAUGUGAAACCUGCAGAUAGUACAAUGGUCCGGGUUGGAGGAGUAAAGGGAAAAUCCAUUCAAAUCCAAGAAAGAUCAGCUUUGACUGCUUCUAUUUAAUGCUGAAGAGUUUGUCUGCAAAUGGAGGAUACAAAGGAUAUGGAGUUGACAGAAGCAGCGGUAAAUAUUAAUGUGCCUAAGGAGGAUGUAAAGGUGUCUCUAUAGAUGAGGUAAUUGGAAUUACAUUCUCCAACACUUAAUGCAGUGUACUUUUAUUGGUUGUCUAUGUCUAACUCUGGUUCGAGCCUUAGGACCUCCUAUUAAUAUUCUGUGGUGCUCUAGUUAGACUAGGAAAUCCAAGCAAAUAAAUUUAUAAAUGUGGCUUUUGAAUUCUGGAAGAACUCUCUAUAGUCUAGAUUUCAAAGAGAUAAGCAGCUGGGGCAGUAAGGUAUUCCUGCUUUGCUAGGAGAUCCUAAGUUUGAGUCCAAUCUGGUAAGUAAAAAGUAAUAUAUAGGUUUCCCUUGCUUGUGAAGUGCAGUUAAGAGUGUAAAGUAUCUUUCUCAUGCAUCAGCAGUUUUACUUUUUAUUUGUAAAAGUAGUUUUGCAACGUUGGUAGUUGGGAGGAAAUCUAAACCAAGUUGCAUGAGCAUGAUUUAUGGCUUGUAAAGUCCAACUCAGCAAUUAUGCAGGUAUGCUUGGUAUUUGUAUGGAUGGAUUUGCACUAGAAAUGAAAUGCGCUUUGAUUUUAAAAUACCCUA